This is a messenger RNA of Schistocerca piceifrons (Central American locust), 4011 nucleotides long. RefSeq names its product nuclear pore complex protein Nup133 (gene Nup133). Gene Ontology annotation, biological process: transcription-dependent tethering of RNA polymerase II gene DNA at nuclear periphery; protein import into nucleus; poly(A)+ mRNA export from nucleus. The coding region runs from base 94 to 3561 and encodes 1155 amino acids. The transcript has 22 exons. Gene Ontology annotation, molecular function: structural constituent of nuclear pore; protein binding. Gene Ontology annotation, cellular component: nuclear pore outer ring. The record is from RefSeq and is a predicted model, not a curated record. Lineage: Eukaryota; Metazoa; Arthropoda; Insecta; Orthoptera; Acrididae.
UUGAAAGAGUGCGGGUUGGUUAAGUUGAUGUGCAAUUUGUGUAUUCUUAUUAACUCAUAAUUGUUGUAACCUAAUAAAGUUGAUAACAUAAGAAUGAAGAGUUUUGGAAGCCCUUUCCAGUCGAAAACCGUCUUGUCGCCUAGAGUUCCAACUUCGGCGUCAUCAAGUAGAAGAAGUUCACUGUUGCCGGGAGGAAACAGAAAUGUUUCGUCGAGGUACAGUAUUUCUGGCCAGUCGAAUCAGUCUAUCCAGAUUGUUUGCAAAACACCGUAUCAUACAGUUGAGAGUUUUGGACUGUCACUUCCUGUAUUGGUGACUGAAGUGCUCACGUUUUCAGAUAGAUCAACAGCUGCAAGUGUGUCCAUGUCAGCAGAUGGGUGGGCGUGGUUUGUGUGUGGACGUCGUCUUCUCAUUUGGCAGUAUCGCCAGCCCCCUGGUCACUCUCGUCCUGCAAGCAGUCAGUGCCAAGAGCUAACGUUGCCACCGAGUGACCUUGCACACAGAGCAUCUCUAGUUUGUGUUUUUACACCCCGUGGAAAUCAGGUACCAUCCUGCAUCGCUGUCUCACCAGAAGGCACAGUGCGGUAUUGGCCAAGUGUUUUGCAUUCUGGUGCCUCCGUAGAGCACGUUGUAGACCUCCAAGGUCAAGAAUGCGACCAACUGGCAGAUAUAUCACCUUUUGGCUGUGUUUUAGCAACAACUACAGCUACUGUAGUUCUAGUUCAACCACUGGUGCAGUCAGGUCGACACACACUCAUUUGUCGCCCACUUAGAUCUCCUCACGGUUGGCUCGGUGGUAUUGGGCGGCGUGUGUCCUCGCUCAUAUUUGGUGGCUUGCCCACUGCACACUCAGCAGAAACAAAGCUGGUGAAGAUAGUUGCUGUCAGAAAUAGUGAUUCAGCAUCAGAUGAUUGGAAUAUAUUUGUGCUAGCUGAACAUUCACUGCAGAAAUGGUUACUGUCUUCGGGGGAGACGGAAACCCUUCUCUUUGAGUGUGACAUUAGUGUGAUGGUUAGAGAAGGGUUCUGUGCUCUUUGGCAGGAUAUGGUGGCUGGAAGUGAGCUGGACAUUUGGCUCCUUGACAUGCAGUCUACUGAUGAUGGUCUCAUGCUCCUGGCAGCUGCACUUAAUUCUUCUGUUUCACAGCAGCUUCAUUAUGCACUCGGGAAAUUACCCACAGAAAGAAAUAACGUUCCUGCAAAAUUUGCAUCAUUCACGCUUCUGAAACAUACCACAUUGUAUCAAGAGACAGAGGAGCCUGAAGUAUUGGGUUACCAGUUACUGCUGUCUGCCCAGGGAGCCUAUCUGUUCAAUCAGAAAUCUGUGAUUGCAUUGUCAGCUGCAAACUAUGGGGACGAACCAGACAUUGUAGAAUUUAUGAGUCCUGGAGACCGUUUACUUGGUGGUGCAAUAUGUGGAAAUGUUCCAAUAUUUUUUUCAAAGAUUCAUGGGCUGGUGGCCCUUUCAUCUGUAGACAUGGCUCCUAAUGAUUUUUUAAACAGCAGUGUCAGUGUGGCUGACUUCCCAACUGUAACAGAUGCCACUGUAUCUCAGGCAACUGAUGGGCUUGUAGCAGUGUCCAUGACAGAUUUUGAAUUGGAGGAACUUUCAAUCAGCAAAGACAGUGUUGCCAGAAUGCGUGCUGCUUUUAUAUAUCACAUUAAAAAUAAAAAUAAGUCCCAAAGUGAAGAAAUUAUUGAAGACCUUUUCCCUGAACACACAGAAACUAUCAAUGAAAUUGACAAUGUUAUUGAUACCGUCAUUGUGAAAGUCAGUGAAGACCUAAUAAAUGAUAUUCCAGCUGCUGAUCCUCGCUGGAGUGAAGUGAGAUCAUCAGCUGUCAGUAUUGGGAGUUCCAGUUCUCUCCAGAUUCUCCAUCAACUGGAAGGAAAACAGAAGGCUUUGGACCUGUUUGUACAGUUUCUGAAGGAUGUGAAACUGUGGGAUAGGUUUUCAGCAGUCUCCAUUAGAAGAACUCCAAUGCCAACAUCAUAUGUUCUGGGAGAACAUGCAGAAAAAGUAGUAGCAGCAAUUUCACUUCACUUGCUUCAGCCACAAUACAGCAUGGUGAUUGAAACGAACAUCAAACUACUGCUUGCAGAUGAAAGGAAAAUGCCAACUGGAGCUUUAAAUUAUUUUGACAUCUUUUAUCAAGAGGUUACCAACAUCCACAAAAUAUUCCACUUCAUUUCAAAGUGGUGUGAAGAUAUAGCACAUAGUGAUCGUCGACCACAAGAGGUUGCAAAGCUCCUUGUUGAGGCAAAUUCUGCAAUACUGUCUGUUCUGCAAGAUGUUAUACAGUUUCGCCAACAGAGGGCAGAGAUGUUCUCACCUACCACUCCACUGCCUCCAUCCAUCACUGAGUAUAUUCCUUGGACUGCUGCUGUUGGUAAAAGUGGAGUGCGAGAUGCUUUAAACAAACAGCGAAAACUCACUCUUGAGUGUGGAUCCUCCAUUACAGGGGAUAUUGUAUUAAAAAAUCAACUGUUUGAUCAGUUGGUCAAUUUGAUUGAUAUUAUUCUUGAUGGACACAAAUGUCGUCUUGAAAGUAUUCGUGGAACCGAAAAAUUUGAUGGCUUAUUUCUGCAGUAUGAACGUGAGCGGAUGUCUCUGAUUCAACCAUUUUUGAUAAUGGAAGAAUAUGAAAGGGCAGCCAUUCUAGCAGAAAAAUACUGUGAUUUUCAAAUCUUAAUUGAAAUUUGUGAAUCAACAGAAAAUCAAGAACGUCUGGAACAAUAUACGAAAAAAUUUGCAGACCAGAAUUUCUCCCAUUUCCUUUUUAAUUGGUACAUCCGUGAGAAUAAACAAGGCAAAUUGCUGGAAUACUUCAAGAUGCGCAAGCUGUCCCCUGACCAGCAGCAUUCAUUGACAGAAUUUUUGACAAAGUAUCCUCAUUUGUCAUGGAUAGCUAGUGUUUUUAGUAAUGAAUUCAAUGAUGCCAGCCAAACAUUACAUCAUCUUGCGAAGGAAGAAACUGAACUUCUCUGCAGAAAAAAGUCUAUGCUGUCACUUUCAAAACUUGCACAUUUGGCAGCUGGUAGGCAACCCACAGAAGAAAACAAGGAAUUAAGAUCAAUUGAUGAUGACUUGACUUUAAUUGCGCAUCAAGAAGAUUUACCAGAAACAGUUUUCACUGCCCUGGGAUUUGAUUACAAAAAGCAGAAAGUUCUUACUCCAGCUGAAAUUAUAAGGUUGUACAUAAGUGAAGAGAAUCAUAUGAUACAAGAAUAUGACUUUAAAAAGGCCCUGGACUUACUUGAUUACAUUCCUGAUGAAUUUGAAAAGAGUGAAUUAAGGCAAAGUAUUUGGUGCAGAGCUAUUUUACAUGAUAAGUGGAUUGACAAGGGCACAACUUCACCUAUUGAUGUGAUACAGAGUACAAUGUUUUAUAAAGUGGCAGAAGUAGCGUGCUUACUUGAUGAAGGUGCCGACGAGCUUCUACCACCUGUGGAGAGGCUGCUAGAAGCUCCAGAAAUUGGAAACCUUAAGGACAGCAGUAGUUUUCAGUACCUUUUAAAAGCAGCAUAUGAACAUAUAGAAAGGACUCUCCUCACAGUAUAAAUGUUGUGUUUUGAAUAUUUCAAUUGUCUACUUGUGUAAAUUGCGUGAUUUGGUUUCAUCAUGUGGAUGGGGGAACAAAAGUAAGGUUGCAAGAAGGAUUUUUGAGGUGAAUAAAAAUCCUAAAACAAUGGAAAGUCCAGCCUGGAAUAAUGACAGUGUUAUGGAAAGGAUAUGUUGCUAUUCACCACUAUAGCGGAGAUGUUGAGUCGCAGAUAGGCGCAACAAAAGACUGUCAACAAGUAACCUUUUGGGAGACAGUGUCGUGUUUUUGUUGUGCCUAUCUGUGACUCAGCAUCCUUGCUGUAUGUGUGAGUAGGCAAUCUGCCCUUCCAGAAUGUUGUCACUAAUCGUAACAGUAAGUCUUUUUGUAAAUUUGUGAUAGUCCUGCCAUGUUUUCUACAAUGUUUUGUAUUUUGAAAAAAAGAACUGUAAUAAAUGUAUUUAGUUUUC